AGGCAGUUCGUGACCGACUUUUCAGUCGUAUGUUUCCUUUAUAAAUAAAAUAAUUCACAAUUUUUGUAAGGUUUUUAUAUAUUGGAGAUACGUUUAAGCAUAUCUACCAUAAAAGGUAGGAUAUAUUUCACAUACUUUCGUAUCAGAGUGCACUAGAGCUAAAGGUGUGAUUGUUUUUCUACGAAUCUUCAAAUGAAAGCUCUGAGAACAGGAAGAUAAUGUGUAAUAUGUUAGAGUCUGCAAAGAUGGAGAAAGGAGAAACAGAUUCUUCAAGAAGUCGUUCGUCUGAUGAUUCCAUUCAAAUGGAGAAAAAGCAACUAAAAGAAAGAGAUGGUUGGAAGGGCCGCCUGGAUUUUAUCAUGACUUGUGUCGGAUACGCCGUGGGACUGGGGAAUAUUUGGAGAUUUCCGUAUCUGUGUUACAAAAGUGGUGGGGGUGCGUUUUUCAUCCCUUAUGUGUUUUUCUUGGUUAUGUGCGGAGUACCCUUGUUUUUCAUGGAGGCGUCGUAUGGCCAAUUCUCCAGUCUUAGCCCUAUUAGUAUAUGGAGGAUAUGCCCAUUAUUCAAAGGUGUUGGGGUGGGUAUGGUAAUGGUAUCGGCCAUUGUGUGUAUCUACUACAACGUAAUAGUGGCCUGGACGCUGUAUUUCCUGUAUAUGUCUUUCCGAGCAGUACUGCCAUGGAGUACUUGUGAUAAUGAAUGGAACACUGUGAACUGUGUGGUGGACACUGGGGACCGGCUCCCCCAACCGUCACCACCUACUAACGCCACCAAUAGUUCCUCUCUCUUUAACAGUACCUAUCUCGUUAAUGGUACCCUGUUCAACCAGACAGUGUUUGGAAACAUGUCUGCCGCUCUGUCUGCCGCCGGAAAUGCUACAGCAGUUUUGUCGGGCAAGAAAAUGUCUGCUAGUGAAGAGUUUUGGACACGACAUGUUUUGGAAAUCACGGACGGGAUCAACAACCCUGGAACCAUUCGUUGGCAGCUGUUGAUUGGUUUAAUGUUGGCCUGGGUGUUUGUUUUUCUGUGUUUAUUUAAAGGGGUCAAUGUUCUUGGAAAGGUUAUGCAUUUUGCCGCACCUUUCCCCUAUCUAGUCCUGUUGGUACUGCUAAUUAGAGGGGUAACCCUGCCAGGAGCCGUCAACGGCAUUAAAUUCUACAUCUUCCCCAAGUGGGAAAAGUUGGCGGAUUACCAGGUUUGGGGAGAUGCAGCUCUUCAGAUUUUCUACUCAGUGGGGAUGGCUUGGGGUGGCAUCAUCACGAUGGCAAGCUACAACAGAUUCAGCAAUAACGUGUACAGGGAUGCUAUGCUGGUGCCGAUCAUCAACUGCGCGACUAGUAUUUUUGCAGGGUUCGUGAUAUUCGCUAUUCUGGGUUUCAUGGCACACUCGGCAGAUACAACAGUAGAAAAAGUUGUCAGUCAAGGCCCUGGUUUGACAUUUGUGGCUUACCCUGAAGCAGUGGCUAAGCUGCCCAUCUCGCCCAUGUGGGCAGUGCUGUUUUUCCUGAUGUUAUUCACCAUUGGUUUGGACAGCCAGUUCGGUAUGGUUGAAACCUGCAUUUCUGCAUUUAUGGACGAAUAUCCACAUCUGUUGAGAACUAAGAGGACGUUGAUAUCAUUUCUGGCUUGUCUCUUUGAAUUCCUUAUGGGUCUUCCUUGCAUCACCCAGGGUGGGAUCUACGUCCUGCAGAUUAUGGAUUGGUACUGUGCAAGCUUCUCACUGAUGCUCAUCUCCCUGACCGAGUGCGUAGCCAUUGCAUGGAUCUAUGGCACGGAUCGAUUUUACAAGGAUAUUGAAUUGAUGAUUGGAUUCAGACCCAGUCCCAUUUGGCACUAUAUGUGGAAAUAUAUUACACCGUCUAUAAUCUUGGGAAUUUGGUUAUUUAGUGUCAUCACGUUAGGGCCAGUCACAUAUGACGGAAAGAGCUACCCAACAUGGGCUCUGGGCUUCGGUUGGUGCCUAGGUGUGGCAUCCAUGCUGCCCAUCCCUAUCCUUGCUUUCAAAUCAAUGCUUUCUACGGAGGGCACCUGUAGUCAGAGAUGGAAGAAAUUGACCACUCCUUUAGAAAGCUGGGGGCCGAGUCAACCAGAAGAUAGAGAGAAGUACCUAACGUCCUUGAGAAAGUGCAAAGAACUUGAGGAGAUUUCUCAUUCACCACACAUGCGUACAAAUGACGAUGUCGCUACACCCUUUCUCUCAACGUGAUAUAGAAUAUUUAUCCCUCUUUUGGAUUAAUAUACUGGGGUUUGGAGGGUAAACACCACGCUUAAAAAGUUAUUGAACUAACUUCAAGCUGAAUUUUGACUUUAAAAGAAAGAAAUUAAAGAGAAGUCUAUGGUGCUUUUAGAAUUUCUAGCUUUUUGUUUUAGACAAGCACUAUGCUUUGCAAAUUUAUGUCGUGUGCCACACUUAAAGUAUACCAGCAUUUAUAAAUUAAAAAGUUAAAAUUUAAAAACAACAUUUGAAAGAAAGCUAAAAUGAAAUGCAUCAGUAGAAAAUUAAUAUAUAUUUUAAAAGUUAUACAAAAUGGUCUAAAAGUGACUUUUUCUAGUCUUUUAGUGAACUUACACAUACGGCAUUACAAACAUAAGCUGCUUAGUCACUAUACUACUUAUUAUUUUUUAUUAAAGAUUACGUAUAGCAAAAUUUAUAGUCUUGAAAGCUGUUUAAAAGAGUAAUUGUUUAAAGAAUUUUGUUUAUAUGAAGAGAAUAAAAAACAAUGCAAAACUAGUGAAUAUGUGUUCGAGAAUGAACAAGGGCACCUGUUGUAUUUGUUUUCUCAGUGAUGUUAUAUCAUGUGCCUUUGUUAUAUGAAUGUUGUUGCCCUGCCUAUGUUACGUCACCAGCUUGCGUCCACGCUGUCUUGUGGAAGGACCAGACCGUUUAGAUCAUCGCAUUUUGGUGCUACCUGAACAUUUGAUUUUACUUUGUCAUGUUGCAACUUAUUUUUGUUCAUAUUAAUCUUUGGUUUUUGUUGUAAUAUUUUUUUUUAAUUUUACUAAACGAGGUAAACAUGUGAUUUUACAUCUACAAUUUUAAAUUUUUCCGUGCUAGUUUUUUUUUAAUUAAACUCUAAAUAAAUAUAAAUAAUUUGAUUUAUUUUUCACAAACAUUUUCAGUAUAUAUUUACGUUGAAUUGAUUUUUAAAUGUAAAUAUUUUAAAAUUCUAUAUCAAAUACGAUACAUGGUGGAAUAUAGGCGCAAGGAUAGUCUUUCUUAUCUCUCCUGUAUUUGUAAUAUUGGACAUUUAUUGUAGUCAAUAAACACUGUUCAACUUAAAUGUACAGACAGGAAGACAUUUUAUAACAUACUAUAAUUAUUUUUGUUGUGGUUGAGUUGUUUUUUUUUAAAUGUUAUGUCCUCUUAUUGAUUAUACUUUUUAAAUAACUGAAUUUUCAUGUAGAUUGUAAUUUUUGAGAUUAAAGAUAAAUGCUUACGUAAAGAGUACAUUUUGAAUGAAAUAAAAGUCAUUUAGUAAUGUCAUUGCAUAAUUAUGUUGUAUCAACAUUGUUUAAACACUGUUUACACAGAUUUCAAAUCACUGAACCACUUAAACAAUGUAGCCAAUAAAAUUUUAAAAUGUCA
Magallana angulata is the source of this 3584-nucleotide messenger RNA. Its product is annotated as sodium- and chloride-dependent GABA transporter 1-like. Gene Ontology annotation, cellular component: membrane. The record is from RefSeq and is a predicted model, not a curated record. The coding region runs from base 219 to 2204 and encodes 661 amino acids. Gene Ontology annotation, biological process: sodium ion transmembrane transport. The transcript has 14 exons. NCBI's taxonomy places the organism in Eukaryota, Metazoa, Mollusca, Bivalvia, Ostreida, Ostreidae.